Messenger RNA from Fusarium verticillioides 7600, 93 nucleotides. RefSeq lists its product as hypothetical. The record is from RefSeq and is a predicted model, not a curated record. The transcript has a single exon. Bases 1 to 93 code for a protein of 30 amino acids. NCBI's taxonomy places the organism in Eukaryota, Fungi, Ascomycota, Sordariomycetes, Hypocreales, Nectriaceae.
AUGAAGAUGCCCCUCAACCGGUCCCUGUUCACGUGUGGCUACCAGGCCUGGGCGGCUUGCGACGGGGGCCUCAGGUGUGGCCAGAGCGAAUGA